Trypanosoma grayi is the source of this 1197-nucleotide messenger RNA. RefSeq lists its product as hypothetical. The record is from RefSeq and is a predicted model, not a curated record. NCBI's taxonomy places the organism in Eukaryota, Euglenozoa, Kinetoplastea, Trypanosomatida, Trypanosomatidae. The transcript has a single exon. The coding region runs from base 1 to 1197 and encodes 398 amino acids.
AUGGGCGUCGCGUGUGGUGGAGAGAUGCUCUGCACGACAAGGGUAGAGGAUGCCAGUGCCUCAAAUAACGGUCGUGGUCUUGAGAAGAGCAGCAGUAGCCGCCAUGCAGCAGCAGCGCCUAACAACGCCGCCCCCCAGAAUCUGUUGAGCGACGACGUGAGCCAAGAUGCGGGGCCACGGCGCACGUCCACAAACGGCUCCCAGAGUAAGCGCGUUCAGUGGAAAGAGCCAAUAUCCGAAAUCAUGCCUUCUAGGGCAUUGGCAGACAGACGGCGCGAGGAAUCACCGAUACCCGCGCCAUACGUGGAUUCUCCGACCCUCUCGUCGUCCGAUGUAUCGUGGGCCUCCUUGGUGCACGACCCCGUGCCCGUCUUUGCACCACAAGUGACACGGAGGGCAUCGUCUCCAGUUUUUAGGCUGGAUCCUGCGGAGGGGCGGCGCCCCACGAAGAAGCCCCACUGGAACGACGACGAAAGGCCUACCACAGAUACGUCUUCCACGCCGGACGACAUAUCGCCGUCGAGGUACAGAGGGAAUUUAGAAAAGUAUGUCCGUGAAUGGCGAAAGCAAGCGGCAUCCGAGGCCAACAAGCCCCAAAGUUCCGGCACACCAUCAUCCGCUGUUGGGUCGCUAGACACCAAACGUGGAGCGCGGUGCGUGAACAAGCCCCCAUCUUUGCCGACACACAAAAACGCCGCCCACAAGAUGGAUACGAAGGACAACAUCGCUAACACUUCGAACAGCCAGGCUCGAAAAAAGAGGCAUGGUACCCACGCCUCGGAUAAGAAUCAUCUGCAUCAGCAGUUCAAUAGGUCCGGCGACAGUAGUGAAGAUGGUAAUCUCCAUACCUUCUCAAGAAACUCGCCUGUGUUCUUUCUUGAAUAUACACAGCUCAAUGCAGACAUCAACUCCAGCAAAACGAGCAACAUUGGUGGAGUCGACAACAGUAACACCUCGUGGGGCGCCGAAACUACUGCUUCUUUUCGCAACGCGUCGGCGCCUGUCCUACGGUGCCGGCGCAAGCCGCGGGUCAUGUUCUCAGACAAUGUGGUGUUUGUGGAUGAAAACGAGGAGGUUCUGGAUGGGAGCCUUGUGGAUACGGAUAUGCAUCGAGCAUGUAGUUCAAAACGUGCAGGAAGCAGUGCGGUGUUGCUGCCGCUGCAGCAACGAACGAAUGGGCAAAGCACAAGGUAUUAG